Messenger RNA from Lodderomyces theae, 480 nucleotides. RefSeq lists its product as uncharacterized. NCBI's taxonomy places the organism in Eukaryota, Fungi, Ascomycota, Pichiomycetes, Serinales, Debaryomycetaceae. The transcript has a single exon. The coding region runs from base 1 to 480 and encodes 159 amino acids. The record is from RefSeq and is a predicted model, not a curated record.
AUGACUCCAUACAACCACACGUUCAGCAGCAAUAAAUCAUCCAAAAUUCAACUUGAUGAGCUUAGUGAUCAGGAAUGUUGCCAAGGUGAAGAUGCUUACAACGAGAAGGAAUUGCCACAAAAUUUAUUGUCAAGAACCAGUUUGCGAAGAGCGAGUGGGUUGGCCUUGUUUGUUGUGAUGAUACUAUCUUCCUAUGAUUACAUUGGUGAAGUUGGCACUUUUAUAUGGUUGACAAUAGUGUACUGUGUUACUGUUGGCUCCGAAGUUAUUACAAACCUUACCGCUUCAGCAAGAAGUGUCACUGACUUUAGACUAAUAUUAGCCAAUUUGAUCCAUAGCUACAAUGCGGUACUAAUUAUUGUUGCGCAUUGGAUCUUGGUUGUACAUAUUGGAUUGGAUUUGGUUGCUUUGACAUCCUACGCAGUAUUGAUGUUUUUCUCAUUCACAUUCUUUCCGUACAUAGAGCACAUAGUUAAUUGA